GCCAAAAUCAAUUCACAAAGAAAACGAGCAUGAUUAUAUUGCUGCAUUCUGGAAUGAGGUUACUUCACGGGUUAUCACGCUUCACGGACACGUUUCGGCGGUCGGCGAAAAAGCGCUAAGCGCGAAUGAUUCGUACCCAAUUCCCCACGGCGUGGGUGUUUUUCAACAUGGCUCCUUCGAGAAGUUGAAUCUCAGUGCUGGAAAACAGGAAGUCUGCUUGCCUUUACUAUAUCUCUAUUCAGUAAUAAUGGAUUCAAUUUUAAAGCCAUGAAUAAUUAUGGAACAGGGCGAGGAUGUUCUGGCAUCGGAAGAAGGGACAUUAGGUGGCUCGCACGGUCGAGAAGGAGGCGUACGUGAAGCUGCCUGUCGGAAUCACCGAAGUGGUCGGGCGAAGAAGUUAUCGAGAAAGGUUUCUUUUCCAGACGAUGCCCUUCUUGUCCGGGCUCUAGAUCCAGUUGAUCCUUGGGAAAAUGCUGGUCAUCAUAGCAGCAAAGAGGUGAUUGAUGCCUACAGGAACACAUGCACCAGAUUAAAGAUCAAGCCAUGUGAAAAACUCAUAAAACAGCUUGAGGCAUGUGAGAGUUUUCAGGACAGAAUCGAUGUUAUAGAUUUAAGAGGUGUUAAACUUGACUUACGAAACUGUGAAGCCCUUGAGGAAGUAUUCAGAAGAGUUAGAACCAAGACAUUAGAUCUUGAAAAUACAGGACUUGAAGAUGAUGGUGCUGUUUCAUUGCUGGAAAUGAUAGAGUUCUACAAGUCGACAUGUAAACUUAACUUGGCCUACAAUAGCAAGAUAAAGAUAAGAGGAUGGCAGGCUCUUAGUAGGACUUUAAAGAAGACUCCAUGUCUUCAAUACUUGGACAUACGUAACACAGUGUGGACAGAGCAAGCUCUUCCACUGCUGGGACGAUCCAUAAGGCUGGACUGCUGUCUCACUGUGUUGCACAUGGAGUGUGCCAACCUUUCUGGGAGACCACUGUUCCUGCUGGGUACGUCAAAUACCUGUAAUUCAGUUCAUGUCAUGGAUGCAGUUAGCAUCUAUAAGAUUAUGAGCUCUGACAUGGGUAUAGGUCAUAUAUGUGAAGGGCUUGCUGAACAGCAGAAUGGUGGACUACAGACACUGGUACUGUGGAACACUCAACUUAUGAGCCAUGGAGUUGGUUAUCUGGCUAAUGCACUGAUGUGUACCAGAUCUCUACAAACUCUUAAUCUUGGACACAAUCGGCUGACUAAUGAGGGAAUACACACAUUGAAAGAAGGACUCCUGAGAAACCACUCGCUACAAAGACUUGGUCUUUUAAAUACAAGAAUAUCAAGUGAAGGAAUGAUAGCCCUCGCUGAAGUAAUAGCAGAAAGCAAGACCCUACUGAGAAUGGACAUCCGUGAAAAUGAACCUUAUGUAGGUGGACUGAUGGCUCUCUCUCUAUCACUGAAGGUCAAUGAGUCCCUUGUGCGGAUAGACCUGGAUAAGGAGCUCAAAAAAGAGCCGGGCAUGGAAACAACCCAGAGAAUACUUCUUGCCGAUAUCUACGGCUAUUGCCAGAGAAACAAACUCUUAGCCAAGGAACGCGAAGAAAGAGAACUAGCUAACGAAAGUCAAACUGAGGAGGGAGGGAUCAGUGAAUCAGACAGUAUCAUUCAGGAUGUCAAAGAGCACGUGCCUGUAUUGGAGUCUCCACUUGAAAACGAGGCCACAACGGGCCCGCCGAAGUUGAUUCAGUUGGAAAAUCCUCCAGAUAUCACGGAAGAGCUUAAAGUAUUGACAGCGGACUUUCCUGGCCUGUCGCGAUUCAGGGUGACGGCCGUGUCAGACGAGGAACAACAUCCAAACCAGGACUCGAACUCGAGUGAAGAAGAUCUUGUGCCCCUUGUGGAUUUGUCAAACUCGAACUGUUCGUCGGAUUUAAACGAUGCGAGCGUGAAGGUCGAUUUGAGUGAUCCGGUACAGGGGGUAACUCUUGUGGAAUUAGACGACUCCAGUAAUUCUGUAGUUCUGUUAAAGCCAGGCACAGCUCCAUUAAUCCCUUCGCCGGUACAAACUGAUAGAAAAAUAACAGAUUCUUCACAGUCCGCAGGUGAAUUUGAAAAGGAACUUGAGUUGUUGACCAGUUUAACUGUGAAGGAAGCCAAUCACAAUCCGCUCCUAAACAACGCCAUGAACAAUCAGGAUUUCUGGAGCAACCAGAUGGAUGGCAUCGUGAAAGGAGCAACAAACAUCCCGGCCCCUCCCUCGACAGUGUCUCCAAAUGGUGCUUGUAACACAGCAGACCUAUUGGGUUAGAGCGACAGCGUGUUCAAAAACACAGUUCAUAUGGGGAUUCGCAAUUGUACUAAUUGGAAUGGUUCAUUCGCAGUUUUAAGUAGAAUGGCCAGCAGUCUUUAUUAUGAUAUUUGAAAAACAGGCGCAUAUCAUUGUUGCCUGGAUAUGAACUUUUACCAAAUUUGUUUUAUAAAUCAAUACAAGGAAAUAUUCUAAAUGGGCGAGAUUUUCCUCGGUUUACUUUACUAAGAAAUUAUUUUGAUCCAACGGGAAGAUUUUAAUUUUAAUUUUGCAACGAGAUUGUAAUUCGCAGUGCCAAAUCCUUGCCCUCGUUUUAUGUGGUUGCGUGACAUGGAGUCACGCAACCCGUGACAACAGUGGUCAGUUUGGUAAACCUUGCUGGCGAAGUAAGGUUGAAAUAAUUUUUUGUAUGCUUCUUGUUUUAUAUGCAGUAUCAGAUUGCCAACCCUUUUAAUCGCCAAGAACGAUUAAAGUCUUAAUUCUUUUUUAGUACAAACUAAAAGAGAGCUUAAUACGUGGUGGAUGUCUCAUUUUAUACUGUCCUGAUGUUCCUUAGUCUUAGCCUUGCACGAACUGUGCUCCAUUUUGGUGAAUUCUAACACCUUUGGAGUUGUAUGUUUUCUACCUUAGUAAUCGACUCGUUUAGGUGUAUGUGUUUCUUCAGUUUUAAAGGUUGUGUAUUGGAAAAAUGAUUUUAUAUCGAUAUCUUGACAUAGCUCCCUUGUAAGCAGACACGAUUUGAUGAGAAUGAAAAUCACUAUUAAUUGAAUGUCUUGAUCUUCCACCGAAUUCUCAAUACUGUCAUCUAGCAAUUAAUAGGCAAUUAUUAAGGAGAAUUCAGAUUUGGAACUUAAAGUAAAGCGGCUCAGUGCCAGUGUAUAUAUACACAAAUUGUUAUUAUCUUAUUGUAAAUCUUGGUAUUACCGUCAAUCAACGGAGAUCUUAGUAAAUAUUAAUGCUAGAAGAGGUUUCUUUUCAAACAUUUGUAAGUACGAAUGCAGGUCAUACAUUUAUUUGUAUUAAUAUUAAUUCGCUAUUAGUAGAUUACUCUCGAUUUCACUUAGUAAAAAAUGGAUGCUCACUAAUCCAAAGACAGCUUUUCUCGAAACACUUUUGUUAAGAAACAUCAUGUCAAUUUGUUUUAGUGAAAAUAAACGAGUGGAACCACA
Molecule: messenger RNA, 3450 nt
Organism: Orbicella faveolata
Lineage: Eukaryota; Metazoa; Cnidaria; Anthozoa; Scleractinia; Merulinidae
Product: protein phosphatase 1 regulatory subunit 37-like
Molecular function (GO): protein binding
Source: RefSeq, a predicted model, not a curated record